AUGCCUGCCGACUCUAACGAAGUAAUUAAAUGGUAUACAAGAUGUGUUGAGGAUAAUAACCCAACUGGACAAUACAACCUCGGAUCCUGCUUCCGAAAUGGCAUAGGCAUGAUUAAGAACGAUUGGAUGGUAUCUAAAUGGGUUUUGAAAUCUGCGAAACUUGAGAAUAAAAUUGAAAAUAAUGGUAUGCGUUUAGACGAUCGAUUUGAAGAAUCAAUAAUGAAAAUUAAGAAUAGUGUGAAUAAAGGUGCCGGAAAUGAAAGUUCAGAUAUAUUCAAUCAAUGGCUCCGAUACUUACUAAUUGACUGGCCCCUUACUUCCAUCUUCGAUCCUGGAGGAAAUAUUCGUUUCAUACUAAAAGGAUCAUGGACCACUCGGGAACUUCAGAUUAAAAAUUAUCCUAUCUAA
Ambispora leptoticha is the source of this 408-nucleotide messenger RNA. Lineage: Eukaryota; Fungi; Glomeromycota; Glomeromycetes; Archaeosporales; Ambisporaceae. The record is from the annotation of a GenBank genome assembly.